Molecule: messenger RNA, 618 nt
Organism: Necator americanus (New World hookworm)
Lineage: Eukaryota; Metazoa; Nematoda; Chromadorea; Rhabditida; Ancylostomatidae
Exons: 2
Coding region: 1-618 (205 amino acids)
Source: RefSeq, a predicted model, not a curated record
AUGUUCAGCAAAGAUGCGCUAAAGCCACUCCUGCAUUUAACUCUAGCGAAAUUCCUGUGGUCGACCCUCAUCAUCAACGAAGUCAAGCUGCGAGUCUACCUAUCCGCAAUUCGCCCCAUCAUGAUGUACGGAUCGGAGACUUGGGCAGCACCAUCAACGGUUAUGGAGAGGCUUGACUGCACGGAACGAGAGCUGCUUAGACGGCUACUUGGCUACUUUUGGCCUAGGGUAUGCCACAAUGAAGAUCUUUACGCAGAAAUUGAUGUGGUUUACCAGCGGAUGACACGUGGAAGAUAUCAACAUCUUGCACCGCCAUCGAAAGCGGCUAAAGAGACCGGCAGAUCGCCUUGUCCAACGAGUUCUGAUGAGUUCGUUGGGUUCUGGAAGAAGCCACCUGGCCGAAAACGGAAGUUCUGGACUGAGGCGGUGAAAGAGGACCUGAGGACACUCGGCGUGGAUAGGCAGUUCAGGCGAGACGUAAGGUUUCCCAGAAUAUGGAAUAGCGACGAAUGGAUUGAUCCUGUGCAAGCUCUCGCAGAAGAUCGAGAAGGUUGCUGUGAGCUGUGUUCAACGACGGCACACCUCGACGAAGAUGCGGGUAAUCGCGUCAGGCGAUGA